Schistocerca nitens (vagrant locust) is the source of this 7006-nucleotide messenger RNA. RefSeq lists its product as uncharacterized. Gene Ontology annotation, molecular function: L-galactose dehydrogenase activity. Gene Ontology annotation, cellular component: cytosol. NCBI's taxonomy places the organism in Eukaryota, Metazoa, Arthropoda, Insecta, Orthoptera, Acrididae. The record is from RefSeq and is a predicted model, not a curated record. The transcript is spliced from 9 exons. The coding region runs from base 813 to 1856 and encodes 347 amino acids.
GGCUUGUUUGCUUUCCUGACCGUGGUGGUGUUCGGUACCCUAGCGUUACUGAUUUGAAAAAGGGGUUAAGUAGGUGGCAGUGCUCUGAAUCACCGUUUCGUUAAAAGUUUACGUAUCUGGGAAUGGUAUACUUGGAGGUGAAACUGUUCGUUUUGAGGGAGAUACAGCCUCAUGAGGAGUUCUUCUGGUCAUUGAGGAAGAAGUUCGUCGAGAACGUAAAAAACAAAAUAAAACACCUGCAGGAAGCGUUUUCAUUAACUUACACACCCCGUGCUUUGUUUUGUAAGAAAGGAUGGAUCGGAAGAUCAUCGUUUACGAAAGUUUAGUAAUAUUGAGACAAAAAUAAUCCCUGAUCCCUUUUCCCACUCGAUGUACUUACCUGUUUUUUGUUUUUAAAGUAUUUCAAUAAGUGUGUAGUAGUUGAAUCUAGAGCACUGUAAUUAUUUUGAAUGCUGCAAGUAGGUUACACUUUUCCUAUACAUCGUUGUUUGUUGGUGGAAUGAUUAUACGAUUUUUAAAUUUACAUCGGGUGUAUUUUUAAUCUUCCGGUCUGGCGCUAUGUACCUUCUUGAUCUAUAACAACUUGUUCUGCAAGGAAAAACAACAAUACAUUUCAAAGGCAAUAUAUCUGCAGGUUCCCCUGGACAUAAUAGAGAAAAUGAAAAUCAGUUUUGACUCUGAUUCUGGAAGAAGCCAGACAGGAAGCUGCCCUGUGGUCACUGCUAAUUGAAUCAGCCGGUUGCAAAUACAGCAGCAAAAUGGCAUUUCUGCAAUGGACAUAAUAAACACCAGAGCACAAGACUCUGUGAGAAAUGCUGCCCCCAACUUACGUUCCGGGUUUCCACGACGAGGAGGCCGUGAGGGCGAUGCGGUACAAUGACCUCGGCACGACGGGCCUCGAGGUGUCCCACCUGGGGCUGGGUGGCGGCCCACUGGGGAUAUAUGGGGACUACCCUGAAGAGGAUGCGAUUGCUACAGUGCGGGAGGCGAUCCGGCAGGGCAUCAAUUACAUCGACACGGCACCCUUCUAUGGCCUUGGGAGGUCUGAAGAAGUUCUUGGCAAGGCCCUGAAGGGCGUCCCUCGGCAGGCAUACUACAUCGCCACCAAGGUGGGCCGCUACACUAUGGACCCCCGCACCAUGUUCGACUUCUCUGCACAGAAGACGAGGGAGAGCUUCGCGAAGAGUCUCGAACUGCUGCAGCUGGACUAUGUGGACAUCAUACAGGUGCACGAUGUGGAGUUUGUUCAGAACCCAGAUGUAAUUAUCCGGGAGACUCUUCCAGUGCUGCAGGAGUUUGUGGCAGUGGGUAAAGCGAGGUUCAUCGGCAUCACGGGGUAUCCUCUCGAGCCGCUCCGAGAGAUCGUCGAAAAGAGUGGCAGCGUGAAGGUGGACACGGUGCUGUCGUACACCAGAGACACUCUCGUAGACGACACACUACAGCGGCAUCUGCCAUUCUUCAAGGAGAAGGGCGUGGGCGUGAUCUGUGCGGCAGGCACGGCGAUGGGCCUCCUGAGCAGUACGGGACCGCAGCCGUGGCACCCUGCGCCCCAGAAGCUGCGGGAUGCGUGCCGGGCGGCAGCUGACUACUGCAAGGAGAGAGGUGUCGAGCUGGCCCGACUGGCGAUGCACCACGCUUUGACGCGCGAGGGGCAGGCGACACACGUCGUCGGAAUCAACAGCACACAAAUCCUGCGCUCCAACCUGCAGAUCCUGCGUGACGGGCUGACUUCUACAGAACAAGAGGUGCUGCGUGAUGUCCAAAAGAAGUUCUUCGCUCAGCUGCCGGUGCGCCACUGGGAAGGCCUGGAGCUGACAAUGCUGAGGGAAGAGUGGCGGAAGAUGGGGAUGCUGUGAGUUGCGAGGCCUCGCAUCGUGAAAUGCAGGGCAUUGAAAGCUGUUCGUGUUGCCUCUCUGCUGUCAAAACUAUCCCUUCAAAAAUUCACCGUCUGCUCCUCUGCCGGUGGCUGGUGCCUCUGUAACUCGAACGUACUGCAGUCAGCAUUCUAAACGGGCCGGGCUUGACCGUCUGUACGAGUUUCGGUCACACUUGAGCUGAUUUUUUUGAAAGUUUCUGUUUGGAAUGUGCAUCAUAUAUUUGUAUAAAGGUGUACUCGCACUGAUCGUCAACAGUAUGAAAGGGGUCUUUUCACACUAGACAGAACAUCAAUACGAAGAUACUUUGUUACGUCUCCUUCAUGCUCUUCACAUCACAUUAAUUUUCUUAAGUGAUAGCAUUUCCAACAGUGUUUCCUCCAUUUCUCUUCAAUUACGCUCAUUGUAUGAACUAUGUAUUACAAGAAAAUUUCUACUUUUUGCGUAAAAUGUGUGCUGCUCUGCUUUGGAUGCAUUUUUAGUAAUUCAUCUGAUCCUCUGUUUUAUUUACUUUCUUUUUCAUUCCCCUCAACUUUACUGUAUGUUCUUUUCUUCCUUCAUUCCUCUCCACUUCAAUAUCUAUGUUUUCUGUAAUUUGUUUUCAUUCAGGAGUAUACAUGAAACCAAACAACAAACACAAAAAGAGUAAAGAAUAAAACUACACAUCUGUAUAAAAAAAAGAAACAAUUAUCCUGUUGCUACUAUAUUUAUAAUUUCUCUCUCUUGAUCUGAAGAUUAAUCCUACUUAAUUAUAUCAGUGUGUCAUCAUUGUGUUACAAUCCCUCACACGGAAUAACUGAAGCCUUCUAUACAGCUUUGCCAAUUCACAAUGUCACCACAACCUACAUUCCAAAAUAUUAUAUAGAUGGAGUAAAAGAGAAAUAAUCGGGGUUUUGUUCUCUUCCUUUUUGCACAUGUAUGAUGUCACACAGCACUAUGUUGUUACAUCAUGGUGCAAAGCCAACAUCCAGUACCAGUAGCUUCAGUUGACCCCCUUAUGCAGGGGUCUUCUUUAAAGACAAUGUAAUACUUUCAUUGCAAUGGUGGCUUUUCUAAAACUGCAAAUGCCCACAGCAUCUAGAUUAUUAAAUAUAUAUGCAGUAAAUAAAAUGUUUAUCUAUAGUCCAGAAUUCACCCAUUUUAUUGAUUUUGUAUCAAUAUCUGCUAAAUAUACAUAAAUGUUAAUUCUCAGUACAGUCUGCAAAUCUUAGAACUCAAACUGGAGUGUGCUUGAGUAUUGCACCUGUGCAGUUCUGCUCAAACAGUGGAAGUGUUCUUCUUAAUUUUGUCAAACAAGAGAGUGAUGAAACUCACUUUCACAUCUCUCUCAUGAGACAGUAUGCUGUAAACCCAGUGAUUAAACUGCUUCUUUUAUGCUAACAUUUUGUCCAAAUCUAACAGACUACCUGACGGUGAAUUAUUUUGGCUGUUUCACCUUCCCAUGUGGUGUGGGAAUAUCACAGUUUCCCUUAGCCCAUUACCAAACGGUGAAAAUGAGGUUAUGAGAUACCAUCAGUGAUACGUAGUCAGAAUACGGCAUCAGAACUAAGGAACUAGCAGUAAUAAAAUUUAUCAAUGACCAAAGUAAAAAUCAUAAAUAAUGGUCUUGACUGAAGUUGCAUUGUACAACUUACACACAGCUGAGAGAUGGUACAAUAGGGAAAGUGUCAUCCAAACAUUUUAGAAUGUCAGCAUCUGCUUGAUCGAUAUAAAUAUGUACAAACACACUAAACAAUAUUUCCAAGACAAUGUAUAACACAUUUUUACUUUAUCCUCUGUCUUGCUCUUCCCUCCCCAUCCUUCUUUUCUUACCUGCCAAAUAAUGCCAUGAAAAUCUGAUUUUUCUCCUGACUAGCCCUUUCACUACUUAAAAAAAAAAAAAAAGAGUGUUACAUUUGUUUCAUUAGUCUAUAUUGUAAGCUCUAUUUGUCUGGGUAUUGUUAAAACCUAAAUUAUUUUUCCAUUUCACACUUGUAGGUAAAAAUGUACAAGUUGUCCUGCAGCCUUUCGCGAAAGCGAUGCAUAUAUUCAAGUAAAUUUUAAGAAAGCAAAAUAUCCACUACUGAAUCACGGAUGAGUGAGUGUGGUGAGAUUAAAUUAAUUUUGAAAGUUAGCAGGUGAUGCUACCAAGCCUCCGCAAACAUCAAAACUCUUUCCCGAGAAUAGUUGACGGUGAUAUUCUAUUGUGCCCCGUUCUGUUUUGUCCCAUUCCAUUCUGUUGGCAUUUCAGUGUUAAUCGACUUAAAACAUGCAGAACAAAUUUAAUGGUUGUACUAGUCUGUAAAGAUUGUAAAAAUCAAAAGCAGAGAGGGAGGAAGGAGUAAUCGAUUCACAGGGAAUUUCCGAAUCACAUCCAGUCUCCACUUCUAGAUUAUUGUAAUAGAUCCUGCAAGGAUCUGAGAGAACAAACAACACACAAUUCCCUCAGUUCCUGAAAGAAUGCUUGUCAUUGUUCUUCAUCUCUUGUCAUCUUUGUUCUCUAUCUGCUGCUACCUACUGUAUAAAAUGUAGUGAUGGUUUAGACACAGCACAUUUACACAAAAGAAGUCAACAUUAAGCCAUCACAAGUCAUCUUAGGUUGUGGUGGAGCAUAGUUUGUGUACCAUUGUCACCCCCCCCCCCCCCCCUUUCAUUCCUGUAGCAAAUGGUGUGUGGGAAGAACAACUUUUGUAAGCCCCCACCUUAGCUCAGAUCUGUCUAACUUUACCUUCAUGGUCUUUUUGCGAGAUAUACGAACGAGUAAUCAGUAUACAAGUUCAUUUUUCUAAGAAGAUAUUCUUUUGGAUUUUCAAUAGUAAACCACACUGUAAUGCACAACACACUUGCACUUCCUGAACAAGCAAGUGGUGAAGCAUGCUGAGCUCUUCUUUGAAUGUUCCCUCUCUGCUACAUUAUUCACAAUUGGUAAGAGCUAUAGAGAUGGAUGAGGAGUACUUGUGAAUCGUGAGUUUGAAAAUGGUUCCUCUGCCGAGAAAUGAGUCUGCUCUUCCCCCACCUUUGAUUGAUCUGGCCUUACGCCCCAACUGUAACAAUGCAGAAGUGUGUGCAGAAAUUUUCAAACUGUGUGCCAAACGGGGACUCGAACCUGGGACCUGUGCCUUUCACAGGCAAGUCCUCUACCUGCUGAGCUAUCGCAGUACGACUCACAUUCCGCUCUCGAGGCUUUUAUUUUCACCAGUACCACUUCUCUGUCCUCCCUGAACAAGACAGUUCUGGAUACAAUGUGGGGUUGUCACUUCCAGAAGAAAGGAUAGACAGAGAAGUGGCUUAGCUGCAGCUGAGGCAAUUGCUUCACUCCACUGUGUAAUCAGGAAUUAUUCAGAAGCCACUAAUCACGAGCUGUACAAUUUAAUGUGCAAUCUCAAGUACAAAUUGCAGCGCAUCUUGGCAACUCUGUGAAUGUGUUGCACAGAUUUGUGGUAAUGAAGCUUUCACUGAUGACUCAAGUAUAACCAUUAAUUUUGCUGCUGUAGCUCAUAAUUAUUAGGUCACACUGUACUGGAACAAACUAUCAUAAGGUUUUAUCAACUUCUGCUGACUGCAGUAGAACAACUCUAAGUAGCAAAGUGUUACAUCAAGUACAUGUUGGAUGGCAGUGUGGAAAAUAACUUGUCCGUACUGCAUUUUUCCUAGCAUGGAGGAUAUGCAGUUCUCAAAGUUAUUGACUGAGGCCUCUUGCUGUUCUCAGACUUAUGUUUGUAUGAUCCUCGCCUCUCUAGUGUUUACUGAUGUGGUACAAAACUUAUACCCCUUUAAAUAAAGAAUUCUGACUUUCAACAGUGGCAGGAACUUCAGUUUGUAUUUUUGUCAGUCUGUAAAUAAUUAAAGAAAUUAGGAUAACACCUCAUCAAAUAUUAGAGGUGCUGAGUUGUUGUAUGGCUCAUAAAUGAGAGAAAGAACUUAACUAUUAUAUUUAAGCUGAAUCCUCCUCAAGUGCCCUGCCUACUCCACAUGACACAGCCCCUCAAACCAGUCGUGCUGCUGUGUGCGUGCACAUGCACUUGUGUGUGUGUGUGUGUGUGUGUGUGUGUGUGUGUGUGAGAGAGAGAGAGAGAGAGAGGGUGGGGGAAUUGCACUUUGGGAUUUGUCUGGAAGCUAGGAAAUUCCUCUCUUUCCUUUAUGUGCCUUUUGACAACUCAGUGUGUCUAAUAUUCAGGAGGUGUUACCCUUAUUGCUUGAAUUAUUUAUAUUCCCCCAGGACCUUCCAUUACCAGUUUUGUCAGUCUGGACUUAUUUGGGGGGCAUCAUAAAAUUGCCAUUGCUUUUAUCCACUGUCCAUUGGCGACUGAGUAUAUGGUGAACUAAUUUUAAGAAGUUGGUGGUAGGUCACCUUUCGAUAUUCUAAUAUGUGCUGUGUUUGAACAGAACAGUUCUCAUUUUUUAGUGUUUAUAGUAAAAUGAUUUUUUUUAAAAAAAGCUUGAAGUAAAAGGACAUUGAGUGUGAGCAGAAAGUGGCCUCUAUUUGCCCAGAAAUUUAAAAAAAUAAUAAAAGUAAUCUUUUAUACAUAUUGUUGAACACCCGGCCUGUUUGAUCAGCAGUGACCAGUUUUUCCUCCCUUUUGCCUCUGCAACCACUUCUCCCUACAUUUGAUAAUUUGUGUAAAUCGCAGUGGAGAGGUGAGUCUGCUGUGUCGAUGAAACUGUAUUCCAUCAGUCGGCUCUUCCCCUUUGCCAGAGGCUGUACCGUUUUCUGUACACACAAUAUCAGGGAUGUCGGGCGCACAAGAAUGGCUACGAGAUGGCCAGUAUUGACUCCUUUCCACCCGGUGCCGAACUAAGCAGGUGAUAUUGUCUGUAGAAUCACUGUAUGUUAGUAUUUUGUUAUUCUGACUGUAGAGAUUUCCCUAAGCAGUCAUUACCUCUGUCUCUGCUCCCGCAGCACAGGUACUCGGUGUUUUGUAUGCUGCCUGCAGCGUUUGUGGGGGCAGUGGGUACUCCCAUCCCCCCUUUUGUGCACAUUGUCAUUUGUAAUGCUCCAUAGAGAGCAGUUCAUCAUUUCCACAACAACAAAAGACUUAUUUCAUUUUCUCUCUCUACUGCCAAUACCAGUUACCUUAAUUCAUACUUUUUCUUUAUAUUUUAAUUGUCUGACUGCUUGAUUACUUUGUUAAAUAAAGUACAUAAUCUGACAA